Molecule: messenger RNA, 709 nt
Organism: Xylona heveae TC161
Lineage: Eukaryota; Fungi; Ascomycota; Xylonomycetes; Xylonales; Xylonaceae
Product: putative 60S ribosomal protein L38
Exons: 3
Coding region: 104-352 (82 amino acids)
Biological process (GO): protein-RNA complex assembly; translation
Cellular component (GO): cytosolic large ribosomal subunit; ribosome
Molecular function (GO): structural constituent of ribosome
Source: RefSeq, a predicted model, not a curated record
UGGCGAUACCCGACCGACGACCGACUUUCGAACGUUUGGCCAGUCCGCUCACGAAUUCCCUCCCAACCCGACACCUCACGCGGUCGCAUAUCCAUCAUUCACCAUGCCUUCCGAGAUCUCCGACAUCAAGCAGUUCAUUGAGAUCUGCCGGCGCAAGGAUGCCUCCUCUGCCCGCAUCAAGCGCAACCGCGUGACCCAGCAGAUCAAGUUCAAGGUCCGCUGCCAGCGUUACCUCUACACUCUGGUCCUCAAGGACGCCGACAAGGCCGAGAAGCUUAAGCAGAGCUUGCCUCCUUCGCUCUCGAUCUCUGACGUCCCCAAGAAGAACCAGAAGGGCAAGCACAUUGCUUAAAUGAGAUGUCGUUUUCAUAGCUGUGUCUGUUGAUGGAGCGAAUAAAAUGAGUUUCCUAAUAAAAUUUGGGUUGGGCUGCAUCACCUUAACGUCUGUCGGUGACACGGCACGUGAGGAUCAUGUCAAUUAGGCGCAUUCGUUGAAUACGAUAUCAAUGGGCUUGUCAAGCAAUGUUUUUGUUUAAUACUCAACAUCAGUCAUAUUGUGAUGCCCGCUGUAUAUUUGUCCAGCUUUCUCAACGAUGAACCUGUUGCGUGGGAGAAAACGGUCCUUCGAACCAUUGGAAUCAACGCAGUUUCAACCCUUCACCCUGAAACGAUAUUCAUCUUUCCUAUCCAAAUACACCACCUUGUCAUU